ACAGACAUGGGUAAACAGCGAUACCGUCAGUCAGUCGUACUAUUCGAAAGGCAAACUCCGAGCAGCGUGUGUAGAUAGCUGUAGCCCUGUAUAAGCUAACAUCUAGAUAGAGAAUCUAGUAAGGAGAAUAUAGCAUCGAGAGCAUAUAUCACUUUCAAGGAAUACGCCCAGCUGUUGUCUUUCCAUGCUGGAUUUGAUGGCCACUUAGAAAGUAGAGCCUCUAUUGAGUUCGCUCCAUACCAGAGAACACCACAACCGAAGCAGAAACAAGACCAAAGACAGGGCACGAUUGAAGAAGGUGAACACAUCCUGCACUCUCUUACCAGCCAGCUCACAAAUCAUCAGAUCCUGACUUCAAAUCAUUCCUUGAAUUACUUGAAACGACACCAACCAAGCCAGAUUUUGAAGCUAACCUGAUGGCCUCGAGAGCAGUCGACAAACCAAAGCAGACUCCUCUCUUAGCCCAUCUUGCAAUCAGAAGAGAAAAACAGAAAGCCAAGCGCGAGAAAGCGAGAGCAAAAUCCCAGCGCAAAGCAAAGGAGAAGAGUAUAGCAAAUAAUGGCACACCAAGCACACCAGGUGUACCCUCAGAACCGUCCGGAUCUAACACGCCUAAGGAUAAACAAAAGAAUGCGAACCAAAGACCGAAGAAGACACGUGGAGAGAAAAGAGCAGCUAAGAAGGUGCGCGAUACGGAAAUGCAACCAGAAGCUCAAUUCAAGGCACCUAUAACGAUCCUAUCCAGACCAGAUGGUGGUGCAACUCCCUCUAUACCCUCAAGCACGCCUAGUCCAGCUCUCAAUCCACCGAGAGACCCACCAAAAGGACCGCGUGGAGGAGCCAAACCACGUGGAGGACCACCGAGAGGACCAAGAGGAAGGGGUAGAGGCAGGGGCAAGCCGGCUGCCUCCAGCUGAAAAUAUCUCAUAUGACGUACCACAUUUGUAAUCAAUAAUGUCAUAAAUAUCUUUAUUAAAGACGAUCAUCAUGCC
This is a messenger RNA of Wallemia mellicola CBS 633.66, 992 nucleotides long. RefSeq lists its product as hypothetical. The record is from RefSeq and is a predicted model, not a curated record. The transcript has 2 exons. NCBI's taxonomy places the organism in Eukaryota, Fungi, Basidiomycota, Wallemiomycetes, Wallemiales, Wallemiaceae. Bases 417 to 917 code for a protein of 166 amino acids.